Molecule: messenger RNA, 934 nt
Organism: Punctularia strigosozonata HHB-11173 SS5
Lineage: Eukaryota; Fungi; Basidiomycota; Agaricomycetes; Corticiales; Punctulariaceae
Exons: 2
Coding region: 87-830 (247 amino acids)
Source: RefSeq, a predicted model, not a curated record
CUCAUCUACUCCUGCAAUCCACGUUCCUUCUUGCGCAGUUUUAAUUGCUCUUCUUCGCGCCCUCCUCUUAUUAACGAACACCAAUCAUGAAGUUCACCUCCACUUUUGUCGCCCUCUCCCUUGUCGCCCUUGGCGUCCAGGCUCGUCAUGAGCUUCCCUCGCGCUACUCCCUUGCGCGCCGGGGCAACCAGUUCGUCACCGGUCCUUGCUCCGUCGACUCAGACUGCCAGCAGGGGUGCUGCGGUUUCUCCACGGGCAAAUGCGCCGGCCCUGCGGUGGCGCAGAGCAACGGCUCCGGCGGAUGCGGCCACGGCACCGCUGCCCCCAACUGCAACGUCGCCGCCGCGCUCGGCCUCAAGGACUGCAUCGCCGGCGCCGUGAACGGCAACCUCGCGGACCCCGCUGUUCAGACCGCCGCUGCAUUCGUCGCCAAGCUCGACGGCCUCCCCUUCACCCCCGCCUCCGGCUCCUCCUCCUCCUCCUCCUCUUCUUCCGAUAACGCCGCCGCCGCCCCGGCCGCAGCCGCCGCGCCUGCAGCGGACCAGUCCAGCAAGAAGACGGUGUUCGAGACGUGCUCGGCCGACUCGGAUUGCCAGCAGGGCUGCUGUGGCUUCUCCACCGGCAAGUGCGCCGGGCCUGCGGUCGCGCAGACCAACGGCUCCGGUGGGUGCGGCCACGGCACCGCGGUCCCCAACUGCAGCGUCGCCAAGGCGCUCGGCCUCAGCGACUGCGUCGCGGGCGGUACCAGCAACCCGACCGACCCCCUCGUCCAGGCCGCGGCCGCGUUCGUCUCCAAGCUCGACAACAUCCCGUUCACCCCGGCCAAAUAGGCGCGCGCGCAGUCGAUGGUAGUGGCAUUGAAUUCGUAGAGGUGUCCUGACAAAACAUUGUACAACAAUUACAUCAUGAUUGACGGUAUAUUACCGCGCGGAAA